AUGAGAGUCGCGGCUACACGUCUAGGAAGCUUAGUGCAGAGGAGGGGAUUUGCGAGCACACCGAGGCGGCUCGACAACUAUGCUUUCAUCGGUCUCGGCCAGAUGGGCUACCAAAUGGCCAGGAACCUUCAGUCCAAGCUCAAACCCACAGACAAGGUUUCCAUCUUUGACGUCAACACCUCAGCCAUGGAGGGUCUCUCGGCAGAGAUGAAGGCUGCGUCAUCGGGAGCUGCUGUUGAGCUUGCGGCGAGUGCGCAUGAUGCGUCAAAGGGAGCUGACACUGUCGUCACUUGCCUGCCAGAGCCACAACAUGUCCGAGGCGUCUACGAAUCCAUCCUCACAGACUCGCUCCCUAAGAAGGAUCGAAUCUUCAUCGACUGCUCCACAAUCGACCCAACAACAUCACGGCAAGUGGCCAAAUCCGUCUCAGAGGCCGGCCAGGGCACAUUUGUCGAUGCGCCCAUGUCUGGCGGCGUUGUCGGUGCCACAGCAGGCACUUUGACGUUUAUGCUGGGCGCGGAUUCAAGCGUCGUCCCUCGAGUCGAGCCCACGCUGUUCCUCAUGGGCCGCAAGGUGUUGCACUGUGGCGACCAAGGUGCCGGCCUAUCUGCCAAGCUGGCCAACAACUACCUCCUAGCCCUCAACAACAUUGCAACGGCUGAGGCUAUGAACCUGGGCAUUCGAUGUGGUCUAGAUCCCAAGACGCUUGCCAACGUGCUGAAUGUGAGCACGGGCAAAUGCUGGCCCAGCGAGAUCAACAACCCUGUCAAGGGCGUUAUCGAGACUGCACCUGCCAGCCGUGAUUACCGCGGCGGAUUUGGUAUAUCACUCAUGAGAAAGGAUCUUCGUUUGGCUCUGGUGGCUGCUGAAUCGGCACAAGCUAAGACGGAGCUGGGAACACUGGCGUUUAACAUGUAUGACAAGGCGGCGCAGCGUGAGGAUUGCAAGGACCGCGACUUUUCGGUCGUGUAUAGAUAUCUUGGAGGAAAGGAAGAGUAG
Messenger RNA from Trichoderma virens Gv29-8, 999 nucleotides. RefSeq lists its product as uncharacterized. Gene Ontology annotation, cellular component: mitochondrion. The record is from RefSeq and is a predicted model, not a curated record. Gene Ontology annotation, molecular function: 3-hydroxyisobutyrate dehydrogenase activity; NADP binding; NAD binding. Gene Ontology annotation, biological process: L-valine catabolic process. The transcript is spliced from 3 exons. Bases 1 to 999 code for a protein of 332 amino acids. NCBI's taxonomy places the organism in Eukaryota, Fungi, Ascomycota, Sordariomycetes, Hypocreales, Hypocreaceae.